Messenger RNA from Colletotrichum fioriniae, 1551 nucleotides. The record is from RefSeq and is a predicted model, not a curated record. Lineage: Eukaryota; Fungi; Ascomycota; Sordariomycetes; Glomerellales; Glomerellaceae.
AUGCGAUUCCACUCUUUCUUUCACAUCGCCGUGCCUUUACUGGCAACCGCAGCUUCCGCUGCGGAUGGUCCGAUAGUCGACCUGAAAUAUACCAAAUAUCAAGGAACAUUCAACUCGACCUUGAAUCUCAACAUAUUCAGAGGAAUCCGCUACGCAGCCCCUCCAACAGGCGACCUCCGCUGGAAACUCCCCCAAGACCCAACACCCAGCGGCACAAACACAACCAACGACACCCUCACCCCGGCCACAGCAAACCCGCCGCGAUGCCCAUGGGCCCGCCGCUCCCUCCAAUACCCCAAAACAGCAGCCGAAGAAGCCGCCCUCCAAAACUUCGCCUUCGCCGGCGACGAAGACUGUCUCUUUCUAAACAUUUUUGCCCCCGCCGGCGCCACGGCCCUGCCGAGACCUCUUCCCGUGGUGGUAUGGAUCCACGGCGGCGGGUAUAACCUCGACUCAGCGUCCUCGUUUGACUUUUCAUCGCAAAUCACGACGAAUAACAAUAGCUAUGUGGCGGUCGUGAUCCAGUACCGUCUCGGUGCAUUUGGGUUCCUUUCGUCGGAGGAGCUUGUGAAAGGCGGCGGGGUCGCGAAUGCUGGGCUGUGGGAUAUGGUUCACGCGUUGCGGUGGGUGAAGACGCACGUGGAGCGCAUCGGCUGCUCCACAAACACCACAUCCUCGUCCCUUCUUUCCUGCUUGCAGAAAGCAGACUCUCUCACGCUUCAAAACGCAAGCGACUGGGUAAGCACCCAAGGCCGCUACGGCCAGUGGGAAUGGCGCCCCGUCAUCGAUGGCAAACUCGUCAGAGAUACCCUCACGCAGGAGCUCUCCCAGGGCAAAGCCGGCGUCAACGGGAGACGGGUCCUCACCAGUAACGUCGCGGAUGAAGGACCGUAUUUCACGUGGCAGAACAUUACUACCCAGGCACACUUUGUCUCGUUUCUGCAGAGCAACUACCCCGCGCUCUCGGCGGGCAAUGUGUCGGAAAUUCUUGCCACCUACGCGCAGAAACACGAGGCAUUUCUCACAGCCAACUCGAAGGAUGCGAAUAACACGGACCCGGGUUUCAGCACCAACGGCCUCGAAUCACCCUACGCGACAACGGUCUCGGACUACGCUACGGGCUGGCAGCAGGUCGCCAACAACUUCUACGCCGAGGCAACCUUUGUGUGCCCCUCGCACUGGCUUGCUAAUGCCUACACUGCCAAGGACGGGGCGAGAGCGUGGCGGUAUCAGUAUAGUGUGCCGCCGGCGUACCACGGCGUCGACAUUGGGUCCGGAUCGGCUGUUGAUGUGUUGCUUGCGCCGGUUGAUACGCCCGGGACGGCGGUGACGAUGCCUAUGCGGCGGGCACUGCAAAAUGCUUGGGGCCAGUUUAUCACGCGUGGGGAGGACUUGGUUCUUGGUGGGAGUGGAGGAAGCGCGACGGUAUGGUCGCAGUGGAAGGAGGGUGGAAGGGGAGUUGCGAGUAUGUUGAAUGCGAAUAUGACUGGUGGAGUGCCGGUUGCUAUGCACCUGGGGAUGCUGGGAGCCCGCCGCUGGAGGCUGUGUUGA